This is a messenger RNA of Cygnus atratus (black swan), 3625 nucleotides long. RefSeq names its product poly(ADP-ribose) polymerase family member 8 (gene PARP8). The record is from RefSeq and is a predicted model, not a curated record. NCBI's taxonomy places the organism in Eukaryota, Metazoa, Chordata, Aves, Anseriformes, Anatidae. Gene Ontology annotation, cellular component: intracellular anatomical structure; nuclear envelope; membrane. Gene Ontology annotation, biological process: endoplasmic reticulum unfolded protein response. The coding region runs from base 335 to 2905 and encodes 856 amino acids. The transcript is spliced from 26 exons. Gene Ontology annotation, molecular function: NAD+ poly-ADP-ribosyltransferase activity; kinase binding; protein serine/threonine kinase activator activity.
GUGUCGCCGCCGCCACCCUCCGCUGGAUCUAUUGUCAGGGAAGGAGGAAAUUGGCAGCCGGCGGCAGCGGCGGCACAUCUGGGCGGGCACAUCUGGGCAUGCAACAUCGGCUCCCGCCCGCUGCCGCCGUCCUCCAGCCGGCCGAGCGGAUCCCUCCGGGGCCCCCGCGGGGCGGCUCCUGUUCGCCAGCCCCGGGGCCCAUCUUUCGGGCUGAAUUAUUAAACCUGGCAGCGCGGGGGGGCGGGGUGGGCUGGAAAUAAAGGCUUUUUUUUGUUUUUUUUUUUUUUCCUUCUCUCUUUUUUUUUUUUUUUUCCUUUCACCCGGGAUCUAUUUCAUGGGGAUGUGUUCAAGGCAAGAGCGGAUUCAGAAGGAUAUUGACGUUGUGAUCCAAAAGUGCAAGGCGGAGAAGGACUGCCUGUUUGCAGAUUUCAGGUACUCAGACUCCACCUUUACCUUCACCUACACUGGAGGCUCCAAAAGUGUGUCCUAUUCAGUGCAUGUCUCUGAGGACUACCCAGAUAACACAUAUGUUUCCAGUUCUGAUAACGAUGAAGAUGUGUUAGUUACAACAGAGCCAAUUCCAGUAAUUUUCCACCAAAUUGCUACAGAAUUAAGAAAAACCAGCGAUGUCAACUAUUGCUUAUCCAUAAAAUCAAAAUUACAGAGGGAGAAUGGAGAGGAGUCACAGCACAGCAGCACACUUGAAGAAGAUUCUGAAGGGGAUAAUGAUUCUGAGGAAUUUUAUUAUGGAGGACAGGUUAGCUAUGAUGGAGAACUUCACAAGCACCCACAGUUGGAAGCUGAUUUAACAGCAGUGAGAGAGAUCUAUGGACCUAAUGCAGUAUCUCUCAGGGAAUAUGGAGCCAUUGAUGAUGUAGAUAUUGAUCUGCAUAUUGAUGUUAGCUUUCUUGAUGAAGAGAUUGCUGUGGCUUGGGAUGUAAUUCGCACAGAGCCCAUAGUAGUGCGAUUGCACUGUUCGCUUACACAGUACUUAAAUGGCCCAGUGCCAACUGUGGAUGUAUUUCAGAUCUCUACUAAGGAAAGAUUUGGGCUGGGACAUCAGCUGAAAAAAAUCAUGCAAACAUUUGUAACACAACAGUGGAAAAACAGCAAAGAGAAAUCUAAUUGUACGCACAAUAAGAAGGCGUCUGACAAAAAGGUGAAAUCUCCUCUGCACAUCUUUUCUACGUUGCGCAGGUCGCCAAGUUAUCCUCCACCUGGCUGUGGUAAAAAUAAAUCAAAACUGAAGUCAGAACAGGAUGGCAUCUCCAAAACUCACAAGCUGCUGAGGAGGACUUGCUCUAGCACAGUUAAGGCGGAGGAUGUGUGUGCCACAAAAUCUCACAGAACCUUUGGCCGCUCGUUGUCUAGUGACCCUAGGGCUGAACAGACAACGGCUAUUAAAUCGCACAAACUGUUGAACCGUUCUUGCUCUGCAGCUGUCAAGCAGGAAGAGUGCAUCACUUUAAAGCCCCAUAAGUUAUUAAGUAGGUCAUGUUCUGGGGAUCCUCGAUGUGAGCACAACAGCACCUUGAAGCCCCAUAAACUUUUAAGUAGGUCUUACUCUAGUAAUCUUAGAGUGGAGGAAAUGGAUGGAUUGAAGAAUCAGAAGUUACUCAGCAAGACCUACUCCAAUGCCCCUAAAUCAUCCAAAAUGGAGCCUUUCAAGGAGUCCAACAUAGCAGAGGGCAGGAGGCUCUCUCUUACCUCAGGGCUUAUUGGUAUCUUAACACCAUCUUCAUCAUCACCUUCACAAGCUGCUCAAAAUUAUGGUGCAAAAUGCAUUCCGGUACGAGACCGUGGCUUUCUUGUGCAGACUAUUGAAUUUGCUGAGCAGCGGAUACCAGUAUUGAAUGAAUACUGUGUUGUUUGUGAUGAACCCCAUGUGUUCCAGAAUGGCCCUAUGCUGAGGCCCACUGUUUGUGAACGGGAGCUCUGUGUAUUUGCUUUCCAAACAUUAGGAGUGAUGAACGAAGCUGCUGAUGAAAUUGCAACUGGGGCUCAGGUGGUUGAUCUGCUAGUAUCCAUGUGUCGGUCUGCAUUAGAGUCACCUAGGAAAGUUGUCAUUUUUGAGCCAUAUCCUUCUGUAGUUGAUCCUAAUGAUCCUCAGAUGCUGGCCUUUAACCCCAGGAAGAAGAAUUAUGACCGAGUCAUGAAAGCAUUGGAUAGUAUCACUUCUAUUAGAGAGAUGACACAGGCACCUUACUUGGAAAUAAAGAAGCAGAUGGAUAAACAAGACCCGCUUGCACAUCCUCUUCUACAAUGGGUUAUUUCUAGUAACAGAUCACACAUUGUAAAGCUUCCAGUGAAUAGGCAACUAAAGUUUAUGCACACUCCCCACCAGUUCCUACUUCUCAGCAGUCCACCAGCCAAAGAAUCCAAUUUCCGAGCUGCUAAAAACCUUUACGGAAGUACCUUUGCAUUUCAUGGUUCACACAUUGAAAAUUGGCAUUCCAUCCUGAGGAACGGCUUAGUUGUUGCUUCCAAUACGAGGCUGCAGCUCCAUGGUGCAAUGUUUGGAAGCGGAAUCUACCUUAGUCCAUUAUCAAGCAUAUCAUUUGGUUACUCAGGGAUGAACAAGAAGCAACAGAAGGUGUCAGCUAAAGAUGAACCAGCUUCAAGCAGUAAGGGCAGUAACAUAUCACAGUCACAGAAGAAAGGACAACAGUCACAAUUUUUGCAAAGCCGUAACUUAAAAUGCAUAGCCUUAUGUGAAGUGAUAACCUCAUCUGAUCUGCACAAACAUGGGGAGAUAUGGGUAGUUCCCAAUACAGAUCAUGUGUGUACAAGAUUUUUCUUUGUUUACGAAGAUGGUCAAGUGGGUGAUACAAGUAUAAACACACAGGAACCAAGCAUUCAUAAAGAGAUUCUUCGAGUCAUUGGCAAUCAAACUGCUACUGGUUAAAAGGACCACUGUUAUUUAAUUGAUGAUUUGGAAGCCUUCCUCAGUCUCAAAGCUGGAUUUUGAACUGAAGAAGAUGCAAAAAACUAAUUUAUUAUUAUUAUUCUAAGCAAAUUAACCCUUUGAAUACUUACUGUUUUCUUACUUAGUAUUUCUUAUCUCAUCAAAAUACCUGAGAUGCUAUGAAUUAGCAACUGUAGGGUGCAAAGUACAUACUACAACUAAUAGUAAUUAAACAGGCAUUUGGGUUGCUCACAAUAAACAGACUUUAAAAAAGGAGUUUUGUGCGGAUAUUUUUAUAUUAAACUCUUCAAUUGGAGGUUUUAGUACUGUAUACUGGUAUUUUAAAUUUAGAAUGAGAGAAUUAUAAGCAAGAGAGAAGAUUUUAUAGCUGAGAACCUGCAUUAUACAGGAUACUUUGCAAUAAGUAAAAUAUUCUCAUAUUUAAACACAAUAAAAGGUUGCCUGGAACAUGUCAAAUUAAAGAGAUUGGUUACCUGCAGCUAUCUUUGAUUCAUUUUAUUUUACAAAGGUAUAGCCAGGAUUUAGAGUCAAAAGGUUAAAACAACAAUAUAUUUUUGAUGUAAUGAAUGAAACAAAGUAAAGCAAUGACUCUGACAAUGUAUGUUUAGUUUUUUUAUCCUCUCUGGAAACGCUGUCUUAUCCAUUAAGCAGCUCAAUUAUAUUUUUUAAUUAAACAAGAUUAGCAAACACCUGGAAAUC